Chinchilla lanigera (long-tailed chinchilla) is the source of this 1703-nucleotide messenger RNA. It is a transcript of the gene Gcsaml, whose product is annotated as germinal center-associated, signaling and motility-like. The transcript has 11 exons. The coding region runs from base 1 to 1395 and encodes 464 amino acids. Lineage: Eukaryota; Metazoa; Chordata; Mammalia; Rodentia; Chinchillidae. Gene Ontology annotation, biological process: regulation of B cell receptor signaling pathway; regulation of lymphocyte migration. The record is from RefSeq and is a predicted model, not a curated record.
AUGCGUCAGAGCCGCUGCGUGGCUGCAGGGGCAGCUCUGUGCCCCAGGCACAGUGGGGAGGACAGCUGGCAGCAGUGCAGUGCGACCUCAGCGUCCUCCCAGGGAGGAUUUGCUCCUGAGGAGAAGCAGAACAUAGUUCUAGGGGAUGGACAUGAGAGGGGCUGGAGAGCGCUAGGCUUCACCAAAGGGGAAGACAGUUGUCUGACUGGGGACACUGCCGCCCGGAGACAGCGUCUAGGGGACACAUCUGAGGUCCUCCAGCACCCCAGCCCCGGGGCUGCAGGGCAGUACUGGGCCACACCGCACACCCAGAUUGCGAGCCCAGAACCAACCUCCCCACUAACAGACGCAGUCCAUUCUGUCCCAAAGACGCACCCACGGGUCACAGUAAACACUCACCCUUCAGCUGAGCGGAAAUCUGUGAUCGCAGAAGGUCAGGAAGGACCAGCCGCUCAAGGCGAGGGCGUCACUUACUGGCGCCCAUUCAGCAGGAGCUCAUCCGUGGAAGAACCCCCUGAGGUGCAGCACCGCAGAGAGCUUGUCCCUGUGGCUGCGGUGGGCGUGCAGGAGGAAGCAGAGGCCCAGAUGGUGAGCAGUGCCUGGGGCUCCGCAUCCUUCCUCCCUGCCAAGGCCUCUGUGUGGACGCGUGGCUGCGCGGGCUGCCGGGCCACCUCAGGUGUCUCCGGUGACCUCCGUGCACCUGCUCCUUUCUUUUCCAUCUGCUGCCGGGAGGCCUCAGACUUCCAGGAAGAGGUCACUGACGUGUGCUUUGAUUUUUAUGGCCAGAUCCACAGGAAUGAUUACCGUUCGUUUCAUCUUCUCCUGAGAAGAGGCUUUGUGUGUUUGGAAAAGAACAGUGUGUCGGCAAGAGCAUCCUGCCUCGGUCGUGACCCACGGCCCUGCGGCUCUGGGCCUUGGGCACAGCCAGUGCUCAGAUGCAGCGACCCUGAGCAGAGGGCAGCCAGGAGCGAGGGCGCAGAGAACAUGGGCAACGCUGUCCUGCGGGCGCUCAGUUGUGUGGGAAAGAAUCCGAGGAAGAACAGGAAGGGGAAUCGAGGCGUGAAAAGGAGACGGCAGGAAAUGACCACAUCUGAAGGAGAAAGUCAAGGACAAGAUGGGAAAAGUAAAGAAUUUCCCUCCACUUCUAAUCAGGAGCAGGCUGAGGCUGGCGAUGGCUGCGAGGACGUGUGCUACACCGUCAUCAAGCACGCGGCCCUGCGCUGGCCGUCGCUGACCUCCACUGACCAUGGCUAUGAGAAUGUGGAGGCUGCCCAGCAGGGAGGCAGGCGACCCCGGGAGGAGUCGGAAACGGAGUACGCCCUGCUCAGGACUGCUGCUGCCGCUGCCGCUUCCUGCACACCCGAGCACGACUACGAGCUCGUGCUCCCACAGUGACCCCUGGCUGCUGUCCCUUCCGGCCCUGGACGUGCGGCAGGAGGGCACCUGCACUGUGGCACCCUGCUCGGUGGCACUGCUGCGGUCUGGGGCGGGCACCUGCGUGGAUGGAGUGACUGCCAGAGCUGGUGUUCUUUUGUAAAUGCUGAGGCACUGAGUCGGUGAACAGCUUUGCUAGGAUGAAAAGGACACACAAACCCCAGUCCGGCUUCUCCAGGGCCGGUCGUCCUCUGCAAAUUCAGACGCGGAUGACCCUCCGGGGAAGAGCUUUGCUUGGGAGGUGUAAUAAACUUUGAAAUGUAAGACUG